Molecule: messenger RNA, 292 nt
Organism: Sphaeroforma arctica JP610
Lineage: Eukaryota; Ichthyosporea; Ichthyophonida
Exons: 2
Coding region: 1-231 (76 amino acids)
Source: RefSeq, a predicted model, not a curated record
AUGAAGGCCAAAGUCCAAAACACUGAAACAGUGGAAGAAAAAAACUAUAUGAUCACUUGUGCCGAGAAGCGUGAGCGUAACCCUGAUGCAUUGAAGGGUCCUAUCCACAAGAACAAGGAGUGCUGCCAGUGGUCCGGUGAGUGUGGCGACUUGAAGAAGUGCACUCAGUCAUACUGCGAGAAGGAAGCCCACUCGUCCGAUGUUUACAAGCGAUCCGACUUCCAGUUUUAAAUUGCCUGUAGAUUCUGCACACUUGACAAUUAAUUAAUAAAUUAGUACCUGAGAAAUAGCA